Molecule: messenger RNA, 1338 nt
Organism: Diaporthe citri
Lineage: Eukaryota; Fungi; Ascomycota; Sordariomycetes; Diaporthales; Diaporthaceae
Exons: 4
Coding region: 1-1338 (445 amino acids)
Source: RefSeq, a predicted model, not a curated record
AUGAAGAAGACACUGAUCCUGUGCUUCAUCCAUGGCUUCAAGGCAAGUACACACACUCUCUCCUUCCCAUCGCAACCAUCGACUGGGGGUGAGGAGACAUUCGGCCACAAAUACGCCUUCACCCAGCACCUGCGCGACCUCGUCGCCGAGCGGCUGCCCAAGCUCGACGUCCAGGUGCUGGUGUACCCCAAGUACGAGACGCGCGGCGACCUGGCCGACUGCGUGUCGCGGUUCCGCGACUGGCUGCAGGAGAAGGUGAUCGACAUCGAGGUGGGCAAGGGCACGCCCUCGCCGACCGUCGACCCCUCGGUGCGCGUCGUGCUGUGCGGCCACUCCAUGGGCGGCAUCGUCGCCGCCGAGACCCUCAUCGCCCUGACCAGCGAGCGCGUCAUCCCGCCCUCGUCGGCGUCCGGCGGCUCGGGCGACGGCAACCACACCGCCGCGCCCGCCGAGGGCGACAAGUCUUUCGAGCUCAACGGCCUCAUGUUCCCCUACGUCCAGGGCGUCCUCAGCUUCGACACGCCCUACCUGGGCAUCAGCCCCGGCGUCGUCGCCCACGGCGCGGAGACCCACUACAGCACCGCCAGCGCGGCGCUCACCCAGCUGAGCACGCUGACCGGCCUGUGGGGAGCGAAGGGCGCCGCCGACGCGGGAAAGGAUGCUGAAGCAGCGCAGCAGCGGGGCCAGCAGGAGAAGAAGCCCGUCGCGGCGCUGCCGCCGGCCACGGGCGGGGCAGCCGGCAACAAGGCCAACGACUCGUCAUCAUCGACGUGGGGCUCCUGGGGCAAGAUGGCGCUGUAUGCGGGCGCGGGGGCCGCGCUGGCCGGGAGCGCCGCGGCGGCGUACCUGAAGCGCGACCAGCUGACCGAGGGCUGGACGUGGGUGUCGUCGCACCUCGAGUUCGUGGGGUGCCUCGCGCGCGGGGAGGAGCUGCGGCGGCGCGUCGCGUACAUGGCGCGCGCGCAGAACGAGCUGGGCGUCGGCUUCGGCGUGCUGUACACGCGCCUGGGGAAGGGGGCCACGGCCCUGCAGCAGCAGGUCGCGGGCAUCGGCGGCACCAACAUGGUCGGCACCGUGCUCGGGGGCCAGAGGACCUUCUGCAACCUGCCCAGCAGGCGCAACGGGCCUGAGAAGCUGGGCGUGUGGGAGGAGGCCGUCAAUGACCAGGCUGGGGACGAGACGUCUGCGCACAUGGCCAUGUUCGAACCAAAGGAAAACCCCGGGUACGACAAGCUCUCCAGUACAGCGGCGGACCUCAUCGCGAAGUGGUCGAGCAAUGACUGUGAUGAGGACUUCAUUGCGAAGGGAGAGGUUGUGCAGUCUGCGCCACCAUCUUGA